UAAAUAAAGUAGAAGAGAAGGAAAGAAGCUCAGAGAAGUGAUUUAUCCAGAAUGAGCACAUCUGAUGAGCGAGGCAGCUGGAUGGAAGGGCUGGGGUUCGCAAACUCCCAAGCACUGAGAGGGCGGAAUGCCAUCUCGGGAGGCAGGGCUGUAUCUCUGGGCCCUGUUUUACCAAAGCAGUUUUAUCUGAAGAUUUUACUACUGUAGCACGUCCUUAAAGUUCAUCUUGUUUAAUCAUUAAUGUUGGGAAAAUUGUCGCUAUAGGCUAAUGUGUUUUUCUGACCUUAUAUGAGUGUGUUGUCUUUAAUUCUCAAUGCAUUUCUAACCCAAUGUCAUCAGUCUGCAGAAUAUGAAUAAGGCAGUUGGCUCAUUUGUCAAGCUCAUAAGAAAAAAAAAAAAAACAGGAAAAAACCCACAACUCUUUCCUGAGUCAGAUAUGUCCCUUCUUAAAGGAGUGCUGAUCAUCAUCACAUAGAAGUGCCUUCCAAAGGAAGACAAGAAGCACACAAAGAAAUGUGUGGCUUUAUUUAUCUCCUUAAUCUCUUUAAUCAGACCAUAUAUGGGCUCUUAUUUUCUCCUUCUCUCUUAGGUGCAAAGUUUUGUGUAUCAGAGGUAAAAAAACCCCACAUAAAUAACACAGGUGCAGCAUCAAAUACCACAGCGGCCUGCAUGGCGUCUGGGGCCUUCCAGUUCUGGCCAUGGAAGGAGGAGGAGCCGCCUUCUGUUAACGGCAGUCAUUCGGGGCAUUACGCAGGGGAUUAAUUAGCCCAAUUUAUUGUCUCACACAGGUCGAGAAGGUAGAAGCAAAGAAAGAAAUAAUUUUUCCUUUGCUCUGUUGUUUCACAGUUGAUGCCUCAGGGUUACAGUGUGUGGCUGACAUGCGCGAACAUUUACAUUUCUCUCUGCCCAUUUCUUCCCAUUGUGUCAGCAAUGGAUGUGGUGGAAGAUCAAACCAGGCACAGAGAUGCGCUGCCUCCUCGUUUUUCCUGGCUGAGAUUCAGAGGACAAGUUGUUGCUAACCAACAUCAUCUGGCAUUACAGAAGGGAAACCUGUUAACUUAGCUCCCAUUUACCCACAGUCUUCCAUUAAGCAUAAUCUUUAUUCUCUCGAGGCAAGGCCUGCCUUAGACGUAGCUGAGGCAGAGGGAAAAACCUUGUUUCUAAAUAAGACAGCAGUCACUCUUCAGGAGAAGAGUAUGUCAGGUAGCCCCACUUUUCCCACAUCAAACCUACAGCCUGAGCUCCUGGUGGCAUUCUUUCUGCAGAUGGGAUCCUGGGAAUGCUCUGGUAGGAAGCAGCUCCUAGGUCAGCAGGAGCGCUUCGUGUGGGGGCUCUGCGCUGGGGUGAUCUCCAGGCCAGCUGCUGUGUGCUCAGCGGGCGCUGUGCUCCUGCUGCCCUUCCUCUCGGAUCCGUCUGUCUAUCGAGUGCUGCAGCUUUUCCAGGGGGCAGUGGCACAGCGGCUCUGUUAGCUGUGAUGCUCCGCCGAUAAUCCCAGCACUGGGCAGGGUUCCUACAGUGUCACUUUUUAACGUGGUUACGUUUCAUGUUAAUGUUCCUGUAGACAUGCCGGUCAGCAGGCCUUCACUCAGCCUUUUUUUGAGGCAAGAUACAAACUGCCAUUGACCAGAAGAUUAUUUGAGUGCAGCCUGUGGGAUUUUGUCAGUUUUGCGCUCUCCCAGAGGAGUUUUAGAAUCGCCCAUUCCCUGCGAUGGGGUUUAUUUCCAGACCCAUAACUGAGGCAAAGACAGAGCUACUUGGCACUACAAGCACAAGUAGGGGCACCAAAGCCAAGCACGGUUUAGGUUUCUGCAGAGAGCUGGAUAACUCUCCAAACAAACAGCUGUUCUGGAAUCUUCAGCUGUAGGCAUGGAGAGCCCUCUUUGGGGCAGUGACAAAGCCAACCUCUUUGCUUGCCUCAGGCCAGAAAAUGGUGCUGCAGCUCUUGGGAGCUCUGAAUCACACUGUGCCCAUUCUUACGUCUUCCCAUAGGCUUGCUCUCCCUCCACAGGCCCUUGAGGUAUGUAACACCACUGAUGUGGGUUAUAAACCUCAGCUUCUGAAAACAACAGUCGUGUGCUUAAAGAAGUCGCUGUAGCAGGGAUAUACAGCCCCAAGGUGCAUAGCAAAGAGGAGAAGACACCUAACGAAUAGCAAAGGGAUGUGAAGUUAUCUUCCAAGAUGACUCUUCUACCUGGAGAAAAUUCUGAUUAUGACUAUAGUGCCCUGAGCUGUGCUUCAGAUGCUUCCUUCAACCACGCAUUCUUCCCAGAAACAGAAACCCUCAAGGGCGUCUUUUACCAAAGAGCCAAGCUCAUUCACCCUGACGAGGAUCUCCUGAAAGGCUUUCACCCUGAUGAUCGGAAGCGUCAUAUUAUUAUAAACGUAGGGGGCAUUAAGUAUUUGCUCCCAUGGACCACGCUUGAUGAAUUCCCACUGACACGCCUGGGACAACUAAAAUUCUGCAACAAUUUUGAUGACAUCCUAAACAUCUGUGAUGAUUACGAUGUGACAUGUAACGAGUUCUUUUUUGACCGCAACCCAGGAACGUUUAGGACAAUCCUGACCUUUUUGAGGGUUGGAAAACUUCGGCUCCUGCGUGAGAUGUGUGCGCUGUCUUUUCAAGAGGAGCUGCUCUACUGGGGAAUUGAGGAAGACAACUUGGAUUGGUGUUGUAAGAGGAGGUAUCUGCAAAAAAUGGAGGAGCUUACAGAAAUAAAUGAACGGGAGGAUGACCUUAUAGAAAAUGAAACAACAGGUGAAACAGUAGAGGAGACAAAAAUUGGCUUGUGCAUGAAAAAGUUGCAAGACAUGGUAGAAAGACCCCAGUCUGGCCUCCCUGGGAAGGUGUUUGCUUGUUUGUCUGUUUUAUUUGUAACUAUUACAGCAGUGAAUUUGUCCAUCAGCACCAUGCCUGACCUGAGGGAAGAGGAGGAUAAGGGUGAGUGUUCCCAGAUGUGCUACAAUAUUUUCAUUGUGGAAUCUGUCUGUGUGGCGUGGUUUUCACUGGAGUUCCUGCUGAGAUUCAUCCAGGCAAAGAGCAAGUUUGCAUUUCUGAGGAGACCGUUAACUCUGAUAGACAUAAUAGCUAUUUUGCCAUAUUACAUCACUUUGCUGGUAGACACCACUUCGGUGGGCUACAAGAAGCCCAGCUCUGGGAGCAUCUACCUGGACAAAGUCGGUCUGGUCCUCCGAAUACUCCGUGCCUUGAGGAUUCUGUACGUCAUGCGGCUGGCCAGGCACUCCCUGGGGCUGCAGACGCUGGGGCUGACCGCCCGCAGGUGCACCCGGGAGUUCGGGCUCCUGCUGCUCUUCCUCUGCGUGGCCAUCGCACUGUUUGCACCGCUCCUGUACGUCAUUGAGAACGAGAUGGCGGACUCGCAGGAGUUCACCAGCAUCCCCGCGUGCUACUGGUGGGCUGUCAUCACCAUGACCACGGUAGGCUACGGAGAUAUGGUUCCCAGGAGCAUUCCCGGCCAAGUGGUGGCACUGAGCAGCAUACUGAGUGGCAUCCUCCUCAUGGCAUUCCCAGUCACUUCCAUCUUCCACACGUUCUCACGCUCCUACAUUGAGCUAAAGCAAGAACAGGAAAGAAUCAUGUACAGGAGGGCACAGUUCUUAUUAAAAACAAAGUCUCAGAUAAGCAAUGCAUCACAAGGGAGUGAUAUUUUAUUCCCAAGUAUCUCUACUGACAAUAGGGCAAUGAAUGACAUUUAAGUUACUGUUUUUCCUCAUGUCAGGUAAUGUUUUGUUGUAUCAAAUUCCAUCUUUUACUUUGCUUCGGAAGCAUUUUACAAAGGUAACCCUCAUUUUGAAAGGAAGAAAAGGGGCCAUUAACCAGGAACGGAUGUGGUUUAAGAAGUCUCCAAUUAUGCUGUUUCUUUCCCCAACCUUCCCAGUAUUGUGCACAGGACAGGUCUUUCACUGAGGUCAUACAGUGGGAUUUUAGGGAUGAGAAGUUCUCUGACAAAAAUAACGUAUAAUUCUGUACUCGAGAGGAUGUUUUGUCUUUUGUACUGCACAUUUUUUUCCAACUGAAUCACAAUGUAUAUAAUCAUUAAGCAGGCUGUCAUUUUUCUUGUAUAUAAAUAAUGUAAAUACAACAAAAUUAAUGGCUAAAUUCUCUCCCAGUAAAAUGCCUUAGAGCAUGAUUGAAAUAACCACAGAGGUUUGUCCCACUGCACUCUUAAAGAACGUUGUCAGAUUUGUCAUUCACAGCAGCAGCCAUACGUUUCUUUGUAAGUCAGCCCUAAACAUAACAGGAGCAAAAAAGAACCGAGCUGUUUGUAUCAUAACCUUGCUGAAGAUGUAAAUACUCAGAGCUCAUCAGCUUCAAAAUUUAAAUGAAGUUACAAUAUUGAUCCUGCAUCACUGAAUGCAGGAUUCCAAGGAACGGAGUCUUUUGAGUUUUGUUGCAUUUAAUAUCAUCAAGGGGAGGCUAGCUGCAAAUCAAAUGAAAUAUGCAUGGUAAGAUGCCAGCCAUUCCCUACCAUCUGUUUCCAUGUUUUUACUUUACCUCAGAUAUGAAACAGAAUUAAAAGAGGCCUGUUUCCAGGGAACACCCUACUGUUGCUUGACGAAUCAAUAUUGCAGCUACCCAUUCACAUUCAGCAUUGGGUUCUUUAGAGGGAGCAGAAAAUAUGUGGUCGUGGGAAGUUGCCAAUGAUGAAAAAAAAGCAAAUAUCAUUUGAGUCACGGAGCGGGGGGUGCUGACAGCUUUAUCCUUCCCUGUCCUCAAUCACGAGGGACUUAAGAGUUGAUUAACUAUACCUUCACCAUUAUUAAAGACAUCAUAGAGUAAUGGAGAAAAUUUUGAAUGGGCUAUGAAAAGGCAAUUAAGGCCCUCAAGCACAACUGUGUAUUAUUUAUCCACACAGGUGGCUUGGCCCAGGUUCCCUGCUGACAUCUGGGGCAGUACCUGGGUCAGGGAAGAGCUCAGGUUUGGCACCUGCUCCUGUGCAGAUAAAUGCCAGACCUCCCAUUUGUUGUGGAGGGAAUGAGACUGGUUUGCUUAACAAUGCAGGAGACAAACUCCAGAACUUAAAAAAAAAAAAAAAAAGUAUAAAAUCCACUUGUUUGACUUCAUUUGUGCUCAGAGGCAAAGAAAAAAUAAACUUGUGAAUUUCACUUUUUUUCCCCCCCUCAUUAGCUGUUAGGAGUUAGGGAGAUUUGGAAUAGGAAGUUCCCAUCACAUUUACUAAUGCUUCUCUACCCCAGUUUGCAGAAACCCUGUUGCUUAUUGGCCUUUCUGUGGCAGGUUGCUGGGAGUGCCAGCACACAUGAUGGUUUGGUGUUUUAGAUGAAGGCCAAGGACACAAACAGCAUCCUUUCAAAAACAAAAUUUGUUCCUCAGCCCAAGAUGUUCAGUCAAGCCCUCAUUACACUGGUUUUCUUUUCAAAUAUCUUAAAUAAAAUUUGAAUGUGUUUUGCUAUACUUAUUUUUAAGGAAUAAUUUCCAAACUUUAAAAAGUGCACUCUGCAAAUAAUUAGGGCUCUAAGAAUCUUCUGUCACAGAAAAACAUGCCUGUGGAGCAGUACUAUGGAGAGCUAACACACCCAGCAUAAACUCUCAGCAAUUAAUUAUGUGCCAGAGCUAGGAAUAUAACCAGCUUUUCACUCGUUCUUCAGCUUUAAUUAGAGUUGGAUAAAAAGCAGGAACAUCGUGACAAAAAGGGACAAAUUUUCCAUCCAAAAUGCUCUUAAUUUCAAAGGUGUUUGAUCAUCUGUAGCAUUGGCUCCAAUACAAGUGCUAUACGUCCUUCUUCCUUUGUAUCAGCAUUCAUUACAGGAAGAAAUGGUAAUUAGAUUGGUCCUGUGAGCAACUGUUGCCUAUGUCAGAAUGCGUGCGACAGGCUGAGCCCUACAUUUGGAAGCAAGAAAGGAGAACUUGAGACUCACCAAAUAAAACCUAAGCUUAUCUCCCUUUUAUUCUAGCUAACAAAUCCAUCCAUUUUUUCAGUGUCUGUACACUGAGUAAUACUCAUUUAUUUCAUGUAUCACUUUAUUUCCAUCCCAGAAUUAUAACUUGAUUCUGAAGACUGUGUCCAGAAAAAAAAAAAAAAAAAGAGAUCACCCUGAAGCUGGGUGUUGGUUGAGCAAACCCGUGACUGCAUCGCUCCUGCUGGGAGCUCUGCCUGAGCCAGGAACAAAUCGCCUCGCAGGAUGUACCCCUAUAGAACCGAGUACUUGGCAGCACAUCACUUGUAAGCGUAUCAACAUGUCUCGCUCUGAGUCAUUGUAACAAACUUGCUUAUGUUUUACACAAGGUAACGCAUACUGUAGUCCUUAUGCUAAAUAAAUCCAGAUAUACGUCUUAAGAGCACAACAUUAGUAUGAAACCCACAUGCUACGUUCUAGCUUUUACUGUGAAGGCGGAACAUUUAAGGUGAUUAUGCCUCUUUAGAGUACAUUAUCUGAGAUUUUAGUCAAAUUCGUGGAAAUUAUGGAUUGAUUCAAAAAGCUGUUUCCAGUGACACAGCUGACAGCUACCAAGUCAGCUAUCACUCCUCUUUUGCAUUUUAACAGCAUGUGCAGUCAACAAGAAAGUUCCAAUAAAAAACACUGUGCUCUUA
Molecule: messenger RNA, 6569 nt
Organism: Numida meleagris (helmeted guineafowl)
Lineage: Eukaryota; Metazoa; Chordata; Aves; Galliformes; Numididae
Gene: KCNG1
Product: potassium voltage-gated channel modifier subfamily G member 1
Exons: 4
Coding region: 2179-3714 (511 amino acids)
Biological process (GO): potassium ion transmembrane transport; protein homooligomerization; regulation of delayed rectifier potassium channel activity
Cellular component (GO): membrane; voltage-gated potassium channel complex
Molecular function (GO): delayed rectifier potassium channel activity
Source: RefSeq, a predicted model, not a curated record